AUGGAUUUGUCCCUCACUCAUCAAAAAGAACAGUUCACAAAGUUCUCGGAUACUUUAGAGGAAUUCAAAAUUGAACAAAAUAAUGAACAAAAUACCAUUGACCCAUUUGACAUUAUAAGAGAGUUUCGUUCAACUGCUGGAAAAUUUGCAUUAGAUUCAGCUAACUCCACAGACCAAGGGAAUUCAAUAUCUUCUAAAGAUUGGGAGUUGGAAGCCAGGUUCUGGCAUCUAGUAGAGUUGUUAUUGGUAUUUAGGAAUGCUGAUCUUGAUCUCAAUGCGACUAACCUUCAUCCAUACAAUUCUAGGGCAUUAUUUGAGAAAAAACUGAUGCAAGACAAUCUACAACUUUACCAAAUAUGGAUAGUGAUGGUUUGGUUAAAAGAAAAUGCACAUAUGGAGGAAAGACCUCAAGAUAUACCAACAUCCAAGUGGUCCAAUAGUAUCAUCUCUGGAGGUUUAAAGAGCUGUGAUUUAGAUUAUCCCUUGCGGGAAAGUAGUAAUGUCCUUGAUGUUAAAGACAAAGAAGAAGACCAUAUUUUUUUCAAAUAUAUAUACGAACUCAUUUUAGCUGGUGCAACUGAUGAAGCAUUAGAGGAGGCUAAACUUGCCGACAACAUAACCAUCUGUAUGAUUUUAUGUGGUAUUCAAGAAUAUUUGAAUCCAGUCAUCGAUACGGAGAUUGCAGGCGAGUUUGAUAGGCAACAAGGCAUUAAGAGGCAUUCUUUAUGGAGAAGAACCGUUUACAGUCUUUCACAACAACCUAAUUUGGAUCCAUAUGAAAGGGCAAUAUACAGCUAUUUAAGCGGUGAUAUUCCAAACGAAGAAGUUAUGCAAUAUUCAGAUUGGGAAUCUGACCUUCACUUAUAUUUAAAUCAAAUUUUACAAAUUGAAAUUGAAAACUAUCUCCUAGAGAGCGGCCAAAUCAGUUCUGAUGAGUUAAUCAUAUCGUUACCUUCGCAUGCGUUGACUGUACAAGAAGUACUCAACAAAGUAGCUUCAAGACAUCCGUCGGAAAGUGAACACCCAAUCAGAGUUUUAAUGGCAUCUGUUAUAUUGGAUUCACUACCAUCUGUUAUCCAUUCAUCUGUAGAAAUGCUACUUGAUGUCGUGAAGGGAACAGAAACUAGCAACGAUAUAAUAGACGAGCCUUAUCUUCUAAGAAUAGUAACACAUUUAGCUAUUUUUCUGGAUAUAAUCGAUYCUGGCUCAGUUGAAGUUGUUGACAAAUCCAAACUCAUUACCACAUAUAUCAGUCUUCUAAAACUACAAGGACUUUAUGAAAGUAUUCCAAUAUAUGCCACUUUCCUAACUGAAUCUGACUGUUUGGAAGCGUACUCUUUCAUAUUGUCUUCUCUAGAGGAUUCACAAGUAAGGCAAAAGCAAAUCGAAAUAAUGAACUUCCUAAAACUUCCUGCGUCAAACAUCUUGAGAAGAACUACACAACGUGUUUUUGACGAAACUGAACAAGAAUACUCACCAUCCAAUGAAAUUUCUAUAUCGUUCGAUAUAAACGACAUUGAUAUGCACUUAAUAUAUGGUGUGGAGUGGCUUAUUGAGGGGAAACUGUAUGUAGAUUCUGUCCACUCAAUAAUCGCUCUAUCGAGAAGGUUCUUAUUAAAUGGUCGUGUAAAGGCGCUCGAACAAUUCAUGGAUAGAAACAAUCUUGGGGAGAUAUACAAAAAUUAUGAACUAGAAAAAAUGGCCGAGGAUAUAUCCAAAAACGAAAAUCAAGAUCAAUUGAUGAAGGAAAUUUUACAAUACGAACAUUUAAUCCGAGGCAUAAAAGAAUAUGAAGAAUGGCAAAAAUCCGUGAAUUUAUUAAAUUCAGAAUCAAACAUUCCUAGUUUAAUAGAGAAAUUGCAAGGAUUUUCAAACGAUACAUUCGAGUUGAUUAAGGUAUUUUUAGUGGAUUUGACUUCAUCGGACCUGACCAAUUCGACAGAUCAUGAGAUUUUGUAUGAAAUUAGAGCUCUGUAUACACCAUUUUUAAUAAUGGAAUUGCAUAAAAGACUCGUGGAGGCAGCAGAGCUGUUGAAGAUCCCAAAGUUUAUAUCAGAAGCUUUGGCAUUUACCUCGUUGGUCGCCAAUGAAAACGACAAGAUCUACUUAUUGUUCCAAUCUAGUGGGAAAUUGAAAGACUACUUAGACCUUGUCGCUCGUACGGCAACUCUUUUGGAUUAA
This is a messenger RNA of Saccharomyces eubayanus, 2181 nucleotides long. It is a transcript of the gene NUP84, whose product is annotated as Nup84p. The coding region runs from base 1 to 2181 and encodes 726 amino acids. NCBI's taxonomy places the organism in Eukaryota, Fungi, Ascomycota, Saccharomycetes, Saccharomycetales, Saccharomycetaceae. The transcript has a single exon. Gene Ontology annotation, biological process: protein import into nucleus; regulation of DNA-templated transcription; mRNA export from nucleus. The record is from RefSeq and is a predicted model, not a curated record. Gene Ontology annotation, molecular function: structural constituent of nuclear pore. Gene Ontology annotation, cellular component: nuclear pore; nuclear pore outer ring.